GGUGGGCGACCCGCAGAGGCGUCUGGAAGGCCCGCGUCGUUAGGGAGCGUAGGAGCGGCGUUCCUGGUUACGGGGUCGGGCAAAGGGCAAAGGUCAGCCUCCGGGGUGGAGAGCACCUCCUUUGGGCCAUGGCCGCAUCUGGGGAACCCGGCCGGCAGUGGCAGGAGGAGGUGGCGGCGGUGGUAGUGGUGGGCUCCUGCAUGACCGACCUGGUCAGUCUUACUUCUCGUUUGCCCAAAACUGGAGAAACCAUCCAUGGACAUAAGUUUUUUAUUGGCUUCGGAGGGAAAGGUGCCAACCAGUGUGUCCAAGCUGCCAGGCUUGGAGCAAAGACAUCCAUGGUAUGCAAGGUUGGCAAAGAUUCUUUUGGCAAUGAUUAUAUAGAAAACUUAAAACAGAACGAUAUUACUACAGAAUUUGCAUAUCAGACUCAAGAUGCUGCUACAGGAACUGCGUCUAUAAUUGUCAAUAACGAAGGCCAGAACAUCAUUGUUAUAGUGGCUGGAGCCAAUUUACUUUUGAAUACCGAAGACCUGAAGAAAGCAGCCAGGAGCAUUAGCAGAGCCAAAGUAAUGAUCUGCCAGUUAGAAAUAACUCCAGAAACGUCUUUGGAAGCCCUGAUGAUGGCCCACAGCAAUGGAGUGAAAACAUUGUUCAACCCAGCUCCGGCGGUUGCUGACCUGGACCCUCGCUUCUACACCCUCUCAGAUGUGUUCUGCUGCAACGAAACUGAGGCUGAGAUCCUAACUGGCCUGAAGGUCCACAGCCCUGCAGACGCCUCGCGGGCCGCUCAGUUGCUCAAGGGAAGGGGCUGCCACGUGGUUAUCGUCACCUUAGGCGCUGAAGGGUGUGUGACGCUGUCAGAGACAGAACCCACGCCAAAGCACAUUCCCACUGAGAAAGUCAAGGCUGUGGAUACCACGGGUGCUGGUGACAGUUUCGUGGGGGCUUUGGCCUUCUACCUGGCUUACUACCCAAAUCUGCCCUUGGAAGAAAUGCUCAAGAGAUCCAAUUCCAUCGCAGCUGUCAGUGUCCAGUCUGCAGGAACACAGUCAUCUUAUCCAUACAAAAAAGACCUGCCACUUGAUCUGUUUUGAUUGCUACUAACCCUAAAAUAAAUGUACCUGGAAAUAAAAUGGACUGGUGAGAGGGAGGUGGCCUCUCUCAGCCAGCAACUUACUAUAAAAGAUCCUCUUCUCCUUUCUUUGCAAAUAUGUUCAUUUCUGAAGUCAUUCUCAGCCUUUCAUUUACUUUUUUAUAAUGAUGAUUUCUUCACUUUUCGUGUAUUUGCAAGAGCCAACCAAAA
This is a messenger RNA of Lontra canadensis (Northern American river otter), 1306 nucleotides long. It is a transcript of the gene RBKS, whose product is annotated as ribokinase. The transcript has 8 exons. Gene Ontology annotation, biological process: D-ribose metabolic process. The record is from RefSeq and is a predicted model, not a curated record. Bases 129 to 1097 code for a protein of 322 amino acids. Gene Ontology annotation, molecular function: ribokinase activity. Lineage: Eukaryota; Metazoa; Chordata; Mammalia; Carnivora; Mustelidae.